AUGAAGAAACUCAUGGGCGCACUUCGCUACCUGUAUCGCAACGUGAGCACGGACGGGCGGGUCUCUGAUCUCAAAGCGAUGUUGAAGAAGUCUCCCCGCAAGGCGAAAGCCGACCCAGACAACGUGGAAGGCGAGAACAGCGAGGCUGAGGGCGAGCCAGGUGAGGAGGGCGAGACCGGCGAGCCUGGUGAGGAGGGCGAGCCCAGCGAGGAGUGCGAGCCGAGUGAGACGGGCGAGCAGGGCGAGCCUAGCGAGAAGGAGGGCGAGCCUAGCGAGAAGGAGGGCGAGCCUGGUGAGGAGGGCGAGCCAAGUGAGGUGGGCGAGACUGCGAAGGGCGAGCCUAGUGAGGAGGGCGAGCCUAGUGAGGAGGGCGAGCCUAGUGAGGAGGGCGAGCCUAGCGAGAAGGAGGGCGAGCCUAGCGAGAAGGAGGGCGAGCCUUGUGAGGAGGGCAAGCCUAGCGAGAAGGAGGGCGAGCCUAGUGAGGAGGGCGAGCCUAGUGAGGAGGGCGAGCCUAGUGAGAAGGAGGGCGAGCCUGGUGAGGAGGGCGAGCCUAGCGAGGAGGAGGGCGAGCCUAGCGAGGAGGGCGAGACUGCGAAGGAGGGCGAGCCUAGCGAGGAGGGCGGCGAGACCGCGAAGGACGGCGAGACCGUUGAGGAAGACAAGGAUGCAGAUUUCGAGGGCGUGGCGAGCUCCGACAAGGGUGAGGCGGAGAUGGAGGAGCUACAGGGCCUAGGGGGCCAAAUCUCCCAACGUUCUUACUGGCAACGGUUUGUUGUCAGACGAUCUACAAGCAGGGGCAUCUUGCAAGCAGCUUGCAAGUCUAGCCCUGACACAUGGCCCAGCCCUGCGACACAGCUCAAGCUGCACCGGUUUUGGAAGGCUUUCAGGUCAGGCUCCAAAAAGCAAACCCUGAAGGACGUGGGCGACUACGAGGAGGAGGAUGACGCUACUUUUACCAGCAAGAGCGCGUCUCCUACCAGGUCUGACGAGAGCGACCCCGAGCCAGACAGCGCCUGCCCGUUGACCAAAGAGGCCAGCAACUUCCCGCUGUUCGGCUCGAGCACUGAAGAGCCAGCCUGGUGGAUGUUGGCCGUGUCGCUCGACAAGGAGGCUGAGAGCCAAAGCGUCUUGUCAGGCAAAAGCGCUGCUUGCCGGGAGUUUGGAGAGAUCAUGCAGGUGGAGUCAGAGAAGGCCCUCUUCACCGCUGCAACCAAAGAGCCUUGCCCCGACCUUCUCUCUUUGACCACGCCUGACUCCAGAAAGCCGAACUUCUACGGGACCCCCGUGGUGCCUACGCCGACGAAGCUGCCUAUGAAGGACAAGCAGAAGCGCAAGAAGAAGAGCGCUCCUGGAGAAGCAAGUGGCAAAGCUUCUUUUCGAAGGCCGGGCAAGAAGGCAAAGCUGGCGAAGCACAAGGCAGAGGACGCAAGCGAGGACAACGGCGACGAGAGCAAGGACGCUUUGACCGACGACUCCGACGACCAGUUCGAGAAGAAGCGGAGCAAGGGCAAGAUCGGCGGCGACCUCAAGGGCAAGACCGGCGACAAGGGCAAGAUCGGCGGCGACCUCAAGGGCAAGAUCGGCGGCGACCUCAAGGGCAAGACCGGCGACAAGGGCAAGAUCGGCGGCGACCUCAAGGGCAAGACCGGCGACAAGGGCAAGAUCGGCGGCGACCUCAAGGGCAAGACCGGCGACAAGGGCAAGACCGGCGGCAACCUCAAGGGCAAGAUCGGCGGCGACCUCAAGGGCACGAUCGGCGGCGACAAGGGCACGACCGGCGGCGACCUCAAGGGCACGAUCGGCGGCGACAUGGACGAGCGCGAAGAGUUGCGUUACGGCGCGCACAGCCUGGCGGGGCUGCCGCCAGACGCGUUGCCGGACCGUUCCCGACCCAACCUUGGCCACCACAGCUAUACCAUUUGCAAAGGAACUGCAAAGAUAGAAGUGCUUCUCCGAAGCAACGCCUACUACGUCAAGAGCAUCGGCGAGAAGGGACAAGGACCAACUGGACAAAUCUCCUUCGCCAAGAACAACGGCCCAAUAGCGGCCUUUGAGCUGGCCAAGCACCGAGUUGUUGCUGUCUUGGCGUCGCUGGUCUUCGCCUUGCCGGCCUUGCAAUGGAGCGAGCCCACAGCUCACUGCGAGCUGUUCAGUGGUAAAAUGGCGGUGACAUUCGCUGAGAUGGAGGAACAGCGGGCGUGCGUUGCUUAUGACAUCGAGUACGAUGGGAACUAUAUGAACAUGUUGUCAAGCGAGGGCUACGCCCAUGCCUUGUACCAGGUGCUCAACCUGGCUCCUGGUACUGGGCUGUUGCGAAUCAAGGGCUCCAAGUUCCUCAAGGGCAGCCAGGCCUACACAGUGCAGUUUGGGCGUGCCCUGGCACGCUUGAGAUCCCGGCACAAGAAGGAGGUUGUAGCUGAUGCCCGAAGAUUCCUGCGGAUGGCAAGCAAGGCAAGCUGCAAGAUGCCACGCCUGGUGCUGAAGCACGCGGUGAAGCCAGCCAAGCCAGGUGACCGUGCAUCAGCCUUGCGUUCCACCCUGCAGCCUCCGAAACCCGCAAAGCGGGUCACCUACAAGAAGCCUGACUUUGUCUACGAAACCCCUCCGACCAAACCCGGCAUGAAGUCGCCUCAGCUGGGCUGGUCUUCAAGCCAAAGCGGCAGCAGCAGCGGGACAUUCCGGAGCAAGGAGAAGCAGCAGCCGGAAAAGGCGAUGCAGCAGGCCGGAAAAACUCAGCAGGAGCAGCGCGGCAGCAAGCGUCUGGCAGUGGAGAAGGACAGCAAAGACAAAGAGCAGCAGCGUAAGGAGAAGCAGCAAAAGCAAAACCACGAGGAGAAGAAAAAGACGGAGGAGAAGCCGAAGCGAGAUGAGAAGCGCGAGGAGAAGCAGAAGACGGAGGAGAAGCCGAAGCGAGAGGAGAAGCCGAAGCAGGAAGAGAAGCAGAAGCGCGAGGAGAAGCCGAAGCGAGAGGAGAAGCCGAAGCAGGACGAGAAGGAAAUGCAGAAGCGCGAGGAGAAGCAGAAGCGCGAGGAGAAGCAAAAGCAGGAGGAGAAGCAGAAGCGCGAGGAGAAGCAGAAGCGCGAGGAGAAGCAAAAGCAGGAGGAGAAGCGCAAGACGGAGGAGAAGCCGAAGCGAGAGGAGAAGAAGAAGACGGAGGAGAAGCCGAAGCCAGAGGAGAAGCCAAAGCAGGAGGAGAAGCCAAAGCAGGAGGAGAAGCAGAAGCGCGAGGAGAAGAAGGAGGAGAAGCAGAAGCGCGAGGAGAAGCAGAAGACUGAGGAGAAGCCGAAGCGAGUGGAGAAGCCAAAGCAGGAGGAGAAGCAGAAGCGAGAGGAGAAGCCGGAGCAGGAGGAGAAGCAAGUGCAGGAAGAGAAGCAGAAGCAGAAGCGCGAGGAAAAGCGCGAGGAAACGCAGAAGCGCGAGAAGCAGACGCAGGAGAAGCAGACGCAGGAGAAGCAGAAGCAGGAAGAGAAGCAGAAGCGCGAGGCGAAGCAGAAGCAGGAGGAGAAGCGAAAGCACGAGGAGAAGCAGAAGCGCGAGGAGACGGCUGCAAAGAAGCGACGAGGCAGCGCAGCAGAGCGUAAGGGUCAGGAAGCUGUGAGCCAGCAAGGCGGCAGGAAGCGCAAGGCCGCGGAGGUUGAGGGUCAGCGCAGCAAAGGCAGCAAUGAGGAGCAGCAGAAGGGGCAGAAAGAGCCUGAGGACAAGAAGAAGAAGAAUGAGAAGAAGGAGGAGGAGGAGGAAGACUCUUACAAGGAAAUGGUUGCGCGAGAUGAUGAGGAGGACGAAGAGAAGGAGAAUGAUGAUGACGCGACAGAUAACCUGAGCGACAUUGAUGCGCUCUUAGAGUCGGCCACGGAGGAGUCGGCAGCGGAGGAGUCAGACUCCGAGGAGUCGGCAGCAGAGGAGUCGGCAGCAGAGGAGUCGGCAGCAGAGGAGCCGGCAGCAGAGGAGCCGGCAGCAGAGGAGAUUUACUAUUUCGUGGGGGCAGGCAAGCAGUUCACGAAGGACGAUCUCACCGGCGAGAAGAUGUCCCUGAAAGGAACUGUCAACAACCCGGACGCGGGCCUUGUCUCCGCGCUCACCGGCGAAGGCGGCGUGCUUGCUGCAGGCAUCAUUCCUGAGAUGGGCGUGGCUGACCCCAAGGCUUUCGCGGAAGUGGAAAAGGCAGAGGAGGUGGGGCCCACUUUGGUGAAGGAGAAUCCUGAAUUGAAAGCCGAAGAGGCCAUGGCUGAGAUCCUACGCAUCGCCAGUGAGGCAAGGAAAAUGUCUUUAUCACUCCGCAACGUCCAGUACGGGGAUGCUCUGCAGGAUCUCGUGAGCCGUGGCGUCUCGGAGGAGGACAAGUACACCAAAAUGCUGUCCAUCGCUAAUGCGAAGAUGGAGUGGUUCACCAAAGCUCAGGCAGCGGCCCGCGGAUUGCUCAGCGGCCUUUCGAAGAAGAAGAAGGCGGGCGCCAAGAGCAAGCGCGCAGCGGCGAAGAGCAGCGCCUCAAAGGAGACGCCGCCGUCGGCCUGUAUGAUUGGAACUGGCAAGGCCAACGUCAGCACGCUAGUCUCUGUGGCUCAGGCGCAGGCUCAGGACGGUGAGCUCCCGGAGGCAGUGAAGGCUUUUGCCUCACUGGGAUGCUGGGGCAAGCGUCGCUCCAACGAAGUCAGCGACAAGCUCGAAACCGACACGGUGUCGAUUCCUACUCUUAUGCCGCACGAGAUCCUGCAUGCUUUGGAGCACGCGGGGCCGGAGCAGGUCUGGGACGUGAAGUUCCCCUGCGUCAUUCUUUCGCACGAGAGUAUGCGAACUGCGAAGGUAAAGAACGAUGUGCAUCGCCAAGUGGCCGAGCUCCUGGCCUGGUCGAUGAAGUGCGCGGCGUGCUUUCAUGAUUGGAUGCACGUGGUGUAUCUGGGUUUGGCCAAAGACCUAGUAGGAAGCCUUCUAGCAGAUUUUCUGGACUUCGGCAAGCUGGGUGAUGCGGGUGAACCGGUAGACGUGCAACUUCGAAGGUUUAGCUUUGAAAUGCGCUUGGCCUUCAAGACUGCCAGGAAAAAGCUCUGCAAGGAGGCGCUUGUUGCAUAUGGGCCCUUCAAAAGGCGAUUCAAGUGA
Messenger RNA from Effrenium voratum, 5094 nucleotides. The record is from the annotation of a GenBank genome assembly. NCBI's taxonomy places the organism in Eukaryota, Dinophyceae, Suessiales, Symbiodiniaceae.